AAGAAGUUGACCAGCUAUGCUAAAGCUAAAGCUAACGCUAACACGUAUGUUCAAACAGGCGAGUACCAAGUGUUAGCAAAAAGUCAACAUGGCGACUCCGGUGUCUGUGAUCCGUCUACCCAAAGGACCUGACCCCAACAGCCGAGGAUUUGACCCCAAGUCACCUCGCUUCCUCGCUCUCUGCCGCACAUCCAUUUCCACUUCGACUGCGUCGGAGUCGGACGCCGAGGAGCUGCAGAAAGAGCAGCACGCCCGAUCUGUGCUGAGGGAACGUUUCCUACGCUGUCUGCUCGCCAUGAAUAACAAGAAGGUUCGGUUCCACAUGCACGAGAAGGUGGAAGUUCAGGCCACGUUUGGGGCGUCGGACAUCGACGUGCUGAACUUCCAGGUGUCUGAUCUGCACACUCCCAUCGGGGUACAGAAAGAGGCGCUGAUCAGGUGUCAGGAUGUGAUUUCGUUCUCUUUUGAUAUGUGAACACUUUAGACUCACUUUAGGAUCAGAAGCACUUUUUUUGUUUGUUUUUUUAUUUCGAUGCGUUCUUGUUUCAUUGCUGUUUUUUGUGUUUGAGUUUCUUCAGAUUAAAUGUGUUUGACUGUUAACAGUGACUUACAGUACCAUAUUUUCACCACAAGAGGGAGCCAUUUGCUUUAUUUUAGUAAACUGUCUUGUUUACUGAUCUCUUAUGGUUUAUUUUAUGCUUAAAAGCUGAUUAGGAUAAUGUUUGUUUCCUUAAGUUCAGUUUGUGUUAAUUACUCAAAACUUUUUAUCACCCAGUAGUCAAACCUAUUUUGAGCUGAACUUCCAUGUUUUGUUUUGGUUUGUUUUUAUUUUGUUUGUUGUCAUUCAGUCAGCAAAGAUAUAAAACCAGUUGAGAAAUGACAAAAAAGAUCUUAUUUAGUUAAGUAAAUUUAACUGACUGCAUUUACUGUACCUUCAGACAAAUAAUGAUGGAGAUUAUCUGUAGUUUCAAACUUUUACUGAGGUAACUCAGCUCCCCCUGCAGGAGGGUUGCUGUUAUUGCAGCUGACUUGACCUUUGACCCGUACAUAAGUUGGUGCUAUGUUAAAAUAUUUUCUCGGUUUGUGCAAGAAAAAUAUAUCUUAGAAGUUCUUACACACCGAUUUUGGAAAAGGUUUGUUAAAAUGUCAAUUCUGAUUUUUUUUAUGUUAAGCAGUUCACUGCUUCAAGUUAAAACUGGACAAUUUAGCUAAUAAAAAUUUUUAUUUUGCUA
This is a messenger RNA of Austrofundulus limnaeus, 1232 nucleotides long. It is a transcript of the gene gemin7, whose product is annotated as gem (nuclear organelle) associated protein 7. NCBI's taxonomy places the organism in Eukaryota, Metazoa, Chordata, Actinopteri, Cyprinodontiformes, Rivulidae. Bases 89 to 475 code for a protein of 128 amino acids. Gene Ontology annotation, biological process: spliceosomal snRNP assembly. Gene Ontology annotation, cellular component: SMN-Sm protein complex. The transcript has 2 exons. The record is from RefSeq and is a predicted model, not a curated record.